This is a messenger RNA of Ascoidea rubescens DSM 1968, 1360 nucleotides long. RefSeq lists its product as uncharacterized. Bases 281 to 895 code for a protein of 204 amino acids. NCBI's taxonomy places the organism in Eukaryota, Fungi, Ascomycota, Saccharomycetes, Ascoideales, Ascoideaceae. The record is from RefSeq and is a predicted model, not a curated record. The transcript has a single exon.
GUUUUUCAUUUGGCAUUAUUAUACCCUCUUUUUACUUCCUCCUGUCAUGAGCACAUUUUUUUAUCUCGCGUUUUUUACUCAAAUUAUUUAGAUCAUUUUUCUAUUCUUUUGAUCUGUCCUUGAUUUCCCUGCUUACUUUUUUCCUUCACUGUAUCCUAUCUUAACUAUCUAUUCAUAUCCCUAUUUUAUUCUUGCCUAACAGGCUGUUUUUAUUUUUAUCUAUCUUUUUUCUGUUUAUAUUAAAUAACAGUGGUGCUUCAUCAAAAUUGCUUCCCUAAUUAUGGCUUUGCUAAACGAGGAGACUACUGAAGAAGCUGUCUCAGAGAUCUGUGCUGAAGAAAAUUCGUCAAAGACGUCAAAUACCUCUUUCUUUGAAAACGCUCCUAAAAAAUUACAAAAGUCUGUUUCAAGCAAUAGUUUACUACUGCAUUCAAAUACUCAACUUAACUCCUCAAGUUUAAUCUUUUCUCAAAGUACACACUCAAAGUCCGCACAUUCACCAAAUUCAGCAGAAUCACCAAAUUCACCAACACUAUCUUCAGUUUCUUCAAUAUCGCCAAUCUCCUUAACGUCUUCAUACACUUCGUACUUUUCAGACUCUUCACAAAUGUCUUUUCCUUCGUUGAUCCAUAAUAUCCAAUUUCAAUCACUGAAAUCAAAUAAGUUAUUAUUUGAUAUUUACUCAGACCCUAAUUCUGAUAUUAUAUUCAAUAAACAUCCCCCAAUAGUCCAUGAAAAUUCCAAUGAAUCGUUAUCUGACUCAAAUAAGGAGAAUAUUAAUUUAGGUAAAAGAAAUAAAAUCACUAAAAAACUAAACAAAAAGACUUCAAAACGCCGAUUACCUUUAGCUGAUUUAAGUAUCAAAUUAUUUCCUGGUUUUAUAGAACUUUAUUAGACACUCAAUAAAGGUUCCACGUCUUAUGUUUAACCUCUGUUAAUUAUUUUUUAUAUUUGGUUUUGAUUAAGAAACCAAAGGAAAAAAAUACACAUUGUAAUCACUAUCCCUCUCUCGUUUGCUUUUUUAAUUUUCUUAUUUGUUUUGUUUGUUCUUUUUUUUGCUAUGUUAAUUUUUAGUUCAGUUUUCAGUUUUUACAAAGGAUUUUAAAGAAUAAAAUUAAUACUCCUACCUUGACCAAAAGAAUACCACUUAGUGCAAUUUUUUCAAAAAAUACUAAAUAUACCUGUUUACCAUAUUAUAUUAUAUCCAAAUGGACAAUUAAUCUUAUCAUUAUAGUACUUCAACAUUACAAUACUUUAAUAUAUAUCACUUUAUAGCUCUAAGUUCUUCAGUUGCUACACAAUAAAUAAUUUUCUUUAAGGUGUUUGCGAACGACAAAAAGUUCGGAUCCACAAAAAAAAU